This is a messenger RNA of Astyanax mexicanus (Mexican tetra), 7623 nucleotides long. RefSeq names its product methylthioribose-1-phosphate isomerase 1 (gene mri1). The coding region runs from base 243 to 1304 and encodes 353 amino acids. The record is from RefSeq and is a predicted model, not a curated record. NCBI's taxonomy places the organism in Eukaryota, Metazoa, Chordata, Actinopteri, Characiformes, Acestrorhamphidae. The transcript has 6 exons. Gene Ontology annotation, molecular function: S-methyl-5-thioribose-1-phosphate isomerase activity.
GAGAGCACGUGCUUCCGUGUGUAGUGGCUGGUCCUCCGGAGCUGCGUGUCUUUUUUCCGCGCGCCGUGUGGCCCCUUUAAACCGCCCCCACGCGCCGACCCCCGCCCCCCGACACACAGCCGCCCCAGCCCGGAGCCGCGCGGAGCCCCGGACCGUCUCUCAGGACUUCUUCUUCCAGCGGAGCAAGGCUUUGAUCCGAGCGGCGCCGCGCGCGUGAGCGUGUGUGAGUGAAGGCGCGUGACAUGACGCUGGAGGCGAUCCGGUACCGGACCGGAUCUCUGCAGAUCCUCAACCAGCUGCUGCUGCCGCACGAGACCGUGUACGAGGAGAUCCGCUCGGUGCAGGACGGAUAUGAGGCCAUCAAGACCAUGAAGGUGCGUGGCGCUCCUGCCAUCGCCAUCGUGGGAUGCUUGAGCCUGGCUGUGGAGUUGCGAGCGGGUGCUGGGGGUGAAGACCCUGUGGCAUUUAUCAGGGAGUCGCUGUGUCACCUGACCUCGGCGAGACCCACCGCUGUCAACAUGGGCAGAGCCGCACGCGAGCUGAUGGAGUUCACGGAGAACGAGAGCAUGGAGAAAAGUGGAGACCAACUCAAAGAAAGUGUGAUAGCUUUGAUUGAGGAGAUGCUGGAACGAGACGUGAACGACAACAAGAAGAUUGGUAACUACGGUGCCCAGCAUAUCCUGUCGGGCGUGCCUAGAGACUCUGUUACCAUCCUCACACACUGCAACACUGGUAGCCUCGCCACAGCUGGAUACGGGACUGCGUUGGGUGUGGUGCGGUCUCUGUACGCUCUGGGUCGUCUGAAGCGUAUGUAUUGUACAGAGACGAGGCCGUAUAAUCAGGGCGCCAGGCUGACGGCGUAUGAAGCCGUGUCGGAGGGCUUCCCUGCCACGCUCAUCACAGACAGCAUGGCUGCCAUCGCCAUGAGAGAGAAGGGCAUCACCGCUGUGGUUGUAGGAGCAGACAGAGUUGUUGCCAAUGGCGACACAGCAAACAAAGUGGGUACGUACCAGCUGGCCAUCCUAGCCAAGCAUCAUGGGAUACCGUUCUAUGUGGCGGCUCCCAGCACAUCAUGUGACCUGAGUUUGGAGAGUGGCCGGGACAUCGUGAUCGAAGAGCGGCCAGCGGUGGAACUGACCAGCAUCAACGGGGUCCCUGUUGCUGCACCAGGUAUAGAGGUGUGGAAUCCAGCGUUUGAUGUGACUCCUCAUCAGUUGAUAACGGGUGGGAUCAUCACUGAGCUGGGGGUCUUUCUGCCCUCUGAGCUGCAGGCCGCGCUGACCGGCCGCCUCACUGCACUGUAAAGCCACAGCGCCCCUGCUGGCCUGGCUGUGUUACUGCACCACACUCCACCACUACCACUCUCUCUCUCUUUCUUUCUCUCUCUUUCUGUCUCUCUUUUCACAGUGGUGGAUUUUGCACUUUUGAGAAAAGAAAAAAAAAACACAUCAAAAAGCUUUCUUUCUUUUUCUGUCUCUUUCUCUCUCUGUCUCUCUCUCUCUCUCUCUCUCUCUCUCACACACACACACUCACACCCACACAAAAUUAAAUGUGGAGCUGUAAAUCACAUUUUCACAACCCAGGGACAAUUAUAGAGAACACACACACACACACACACACACACACACUUCUUUUCUUUCCUCUCUGUCUGUAGCCUAGUGUUAAAAAAACUGGGUUUUAUUUACUGUUCAGUUGCACUCUCUCUUUCUUUCUUUCUCGUUUAUUCUCUCUAGCUCCUUUCCUUUGCCUGUCCUCUCUCCAUUUCUUUUUCUCUCUUUUUCUUUCUGUCUCUUUUUUUGUCUUGCUGUCUCUCGCUCCCUCCCUCUCCCUGGCUCAGCUCUAGUCUUUAAGGAAAGGUGAAUUAGUUAGUGGCUUAACGGAGGAGAGUAUUCAGUUUUAGCUGAGAUUAUACAGUGUUUUGAAUUGCGCAGAAUAUUUCCAGAUCAAAAAUGACUUUAAAUUGAAUAGAGUUUAUUCAGUUCUUAUCGGGUAGGUCACUGGAUUUGGCAGUUUUGGAGUAGACUGUUGAGUAGCUGUAAUAAUAAUGAAUUAGCGUAAUGGUGUUUUACUUUAGCGCUCUAAAAGUAAGGGCUAUCCAGUAGUGUACAUAUGUACAAAAUGACAAAAUUUGCAUUGAUUUGCUUUGAAAUCCCUCGCCAUGAGUGUUAAUUCGUAAAGGAGCUCAUCGAGCAGAAGCGAACUGAAAUGUUAUAUUAACAUUAAGUCUUUCUUUUUAUGCUUUAUUUGGAACUUUUUCAGGGGGUUAACUUCCCCUAAAUUUGGUCAAAUGUUUAAAUACUGAUGUGUUAUGGAGCAAACAAAUUGCUAAUUGAGCAGAAGGACAUUUACACACAAAGAAAUCAUCUCAUAUUAGGUUUAACGAAUAAUAAUGCUAUAAAAAAGUUUAUUUAAUAUCCCAAUAAUUAAAAUGACCUGUAAAAAGCUUUGAGUGCCAUAAAACCUACAGGCAAAUUUACCUGCUGGAUGUUUAGUGAUUGAAUUGCUGCUAAUUUGCUACCCAGGCUCUGCCCACAAAAUGCAUCUGCGCUAAAAAUAUAAUAAAAUCUCACACAACAAACACUUCAAGCAGUCUGAUUAUAAAUAACAGUAUACCAAAGGUGUGUGCUACAGAUACAGAUUUACACUAAUGUUCUUUUUAAAACUUGCCCAAUCUAGCAAAGAACGCUUAUUAUGGAAGCCCAUUACUGCCACUUAAAAAUCAUUUUAAUUUUUCAUUAAGUUUUUAAAGUUAUUAAUUUGAGAUUCUAUCUCAUCAUUUUUAGAUUAUAUCUCAUCACUUUGAGAUCCUGUCUCACCUUGAAAAGCUAUGGCUUUAUUUUUUGUUGUUAUUUUGAGACAGUAGUUAAAGAUUUUGUAUUUUGAGAAGCUAAGACAUCAUUUUGAGAUGCUGUUAAGUCCUAUUUUGAGAUAGUAUCCCAUUAUUUUUGGUUGUCUCUUCAUUUUGAGGUACUAAUUUGAUUAUUUGAAGAAUAUUUAAAUUCUUUCCCGAUGUUUUGAGAUUUCUUUUUAUUUAGAGACCCAUUAUUAAGUGGUGGGUAUGGGCAUUCACAUGCAAUAGCUAGCUUUAAAAAAAACACACACAUUAAUGGGCAGUUCACUGAAAAGCCAAUCAAACACUUCUGCUUAAUGCAGUAUUCAGACUGAUUUUUGACUUUUUAAAAAUUUUCUCAGAAUUGGUGUAAAAAAAAAACUGAACUUUAAUAGAAAUACAUUGUUUUAUGAAGUGGAUACGGCGGUGGAGGUACGUCUUAUCGGACGUUCUGUAAAUGGGUCAGUGGGUCGUGUUCGAUGUUGUCAGCGUGAGUAAACGGUGCUAUGGAGCUAGACUACACAAUACCUCAGUAGACUACCCAGAAUCCUCUGCUCCUGCAGCGUGUAACUGUUUAUUCCCAGUUUAUUCCCCAUUGUGAAGUGUGUUGUCUUGUGUCAUGUUAGACCAUGGUCACUUUCUCUCUCUCUCAAACACACAUACACAUAUAUACAUAUACACACACACACAUACAUAUAUACACACACAUGCGUAAUCUCACAAUCCAGUCAGGGCCUUCAUUUAAUAACACUGAUGGUGAGAUUUCUUGGUUCACAGUGGACUGGAAUCAGUAAGGGAGUAAAAUCUGAACUGGAUAGUGGUUAACUUGUGUAAAUGUAAAACAUCUUGGAGAACAAGUUCUGAUCUGGCAUUAUUUUUUAUGCUAAUAUUCCAUACACUAUGGGCCAAUGACUGUAGAAAGCCUGGAUAGUGCUUUGCCUACCAAAGGUGAAGCCACUGCUGCGCCUCUGCUGUCUGCCCAUUUUUUAUAUAAUUUUUCUCCAGUGUUUAAUUUGUUCUAUGUAUUGAUGCAACAAAAUGAUUGACAGCCUUGGCCUAAACUGGAACUUGUUCUGCCUAAACUGCACUGUUACUGUUGGGAGAUUAAACCUACAGGACAAACUGGGUAUCCAUUGGCAGAAAUUCUCAUUUCUGUUCCUUUAGGCUGCUCUGUAAACUCAAUGAAGGCAGUCUGAGACACCAAUACAUGCAAAAUCUUUGACUUUAAACUGGAUUCACGGUCCAGAUUUUAUCACUUGGUCCAGAGCAUAUUAACCUAGCGACAAAACAUCACAUAUUUCCAUGAGGCUUAUCGGCUUAGCAACUCUCUAGGUAGCAACGAUUGACGCUUGUGGUGGGUUGGUGCAUUUUUAGGUCUUCUAAAAUACAGUACCUGCUACAAAGACCCUAAAAGGAACAUUAUUAGUACAAACUAAUCUUCUAUUUCUGCUCAGUAUGGAUUUGAAGAACCACUGAUGUUAUUUACACGGCAGCCAUAUUGCUUAUUAAAUUCUAAGAAAUUUAAUGUGAACUAAUUUUACUUACUCUUGAAUUGGAGGCACACUAUGUCUGGUGGGCAAAAUGUCAAUUAAGUAAGCAAGUAUGGCUCAAUCUCUGGUCUCUACUGCUGGACUCCAACUGUACUCUAAAGCCUAGGCUGGAGUUGAGGUUUGAUGGGUUCUUGGUAGGGAUUUCCCAUUAAGACUUACUCUUAAUUUGUUUAAAAAAAUGGUUUCUGUAAGCCUGGCUCUACUGCAGUGGACAAUUUUGGCUUGGCUUCAUUUUUUAUAGAUUGGAAAGAAAAGUAAAGCAAAUUAACCAUGGCGUCCAUGUUUUCUACAGUCAUUUGCACUAAUUAGCAAGAAAUGCUAACUAGUACAGCACUGGUAUCUCCAUCUGAUUGGAUUUGGCUUUGAAUGUAAUGAGGCCAGUUCUCCUCACUGCCUUACACAACCAGCAAAAACACCCACCACACCCACCACACACACUGAUUGGUUGAAUAUUAUGGGCACGCCCCAUGCCAUCCCUCACCCCACUUCAUUUUUUGUGGUGUCACUGUCUUAGCAAUAUCAGACACCAAAUUCUCUACAAAAAAAAAGAAAAAUUACACAGCGAAAGAACAAGAAUAAUGACAAAAAUGUUUGAGAAUAUGAAGAAUUUCCCUCUUCUUUUCCCUUUAUCUUUUUGUUUUCAUCCCCCGAUCCCUCGUUUCACAAUAACGUUGUGUUGCGUCAACAGGAAUGAAGCAGAGCUGGUGUGGAGGGCGUGUUACCGUUUUAUGAUUAUUGUUAUUUUCACAAAGAACAACCACAUGUAGCACCAAAAUGAUCAAUCAAAUAGUGUCUAUAAGUGCAUCCGUCAUUUAAACGUGAAUAUCCAGAAUGCAGUCCUGAUAUCCCAAAAGCAUUAAAAUCGCCUUAAAAAUUGGAUUAAUUGGAAAAAAAAUUAAGUGACAUUUGCUCUUUUGGGAAAUCAGAACGACAUCUCUGUUGUGAUUUUAUUUUUACGAAUUUAAUACUUAGGAUUUUUCUUAUUUUGUAGAUUUUGGGAAAAAUGUUGACCGUAAAGAGAGAGUCAAUGUAGCAAAUUUCGUGGCCAUCUGUGUGUUCACUAGAUUUGAUUAAUUUCAAGAAAAAAAGGUACGAGGUUUUGUUUGUUUCUCAUCAUGUCCACUCUUCUUUGGCUGUUACCUGUUUUUAUUUUAUAUAUAUAUAAAAUAUAUAUGUAUACUCUAUAUCUCAGAAUUGUGGUUCUUGGUGAUGAUACUUGUUUAAAAGCGUGUCAUGGGAAGGCCUUCUUCAUACAUAGUGCAUCGUUCCGCACCAAGCAGCGCACCAUAACUGACAUAGCCAGUAAUAGUUUUAUUCAUAUUAGAGCAAAACAACUAGAGAUUAGAGGAAUUUUCUUUACAGAGAAAUCGUACUGUCCGUGCUCCACCCACAAAAGCAUUCUUUGGUGGCUUCCAUAGAUUCCUGUAGUUGUGCAUCAUUCUGUAGUUUGAGUUGGGAAAGUUGGGUAUUAGGAACUCUAGACCUAAACAGCCCUGCACUUUUAACCACCAGAAAUGAAUUUUAUAUGAUUACAAAUACGAAAGAACUAUUUGAAAAGUUUCCACCAGCUAAAAUAAUUGCAUAAUGCCAUAAAAUAGUCAAUACGCUUGCUGAUAUGGCACAAAACACAAACAAACAAGCAAACUAGACCUAAAAAGGAUUUCUGACUCGAAAUAUUAUUUCUUGUAAAAAACGGCAAAUAACCAUGUUCUAAACCUCAUAUGUUUUGUUCUUUGUAUAUUUUUCUCCUGAAUCCUCUUCAAUCCUCUGAUUUAUGAUGCUGUAUUCGAGUCAAAAUACAGACAUGCUACAUGCUAAAGCUAACAGUAGCAUGCCACAUGCUAAGCUAAGUUAGUUAAAAGAGGUUGUGAUAGUUUUGUGCUAACGUCAGCAUGGCAUUGUUGCUUCAAAUCUGCCAACCUGCCUUCAGAUGUCUACAAUAACCCAAUAUAGCUUAAUAGCAUAGCAAUGUGGUCUUUAAAUUAAACAUAAGAUCAAGUUUUUGUUGCAGGUGAUAUUUGGUGCAUUGCCAAUCAAUUACAACCAAUCAGCUUUAUCACGUUUAUUUCCAUUAAAUGCAAAAUCUUGGACUGUAAACUGGAUUCAUGGUCCAGAUUUUAUUAUUUGGUCCAAAGCAUAUUAACAGAGGAACUUAGCAACUCUCUACAUGGCAACGAUUGAUGCUUUUGGUGGGUUGGUGCAGUUUUAGGUCUUCUGUGAUUUACAGUUCCUGCUACAGAGACCCUAAAAGGAACAUUAUUAGUACAAACUAAUCUUCUAUUUCUGCUCAGUAAGAAAUUUAAUAUACAUUCUCUUUACUUACCCUUGAAUUGGUCAGUCAGUUAAGAUAUGUUUAAAUAAAAAAAAAAUCACUAGAAUUAAAUUAUCUUAAAUCUCUUCUAAUUUAUCCUCAAAACUUUGAGAUUUAAGCGAGUUGAGGAAAAGUUUUAAGGAUGUUUUUUAUAGAACUGUUUCAUUAGCCUCUUAGACCUACGCAUGCUAGCUAGCUAAGUUAGCAUUAGCUAACUUACCUCACACUGAGGUAAAUUGUGUAGACUAGAUAUUCGCUGAACCUGAACUUUAGAGUUUUAAACUUAAAAAAAAAAUUAAGGAACAGAAUGACUGGAAUCGGUUUUAAUUCUGUUAACAGAGAGUUACUGGUUUUAUUAGAGUAAAAAGGCAGUUAGCCUGCCUUUUUUUAGCAGCUAGCUAGCUAGCUUAAUCUGUUGCUGUAUAAUGUAGGCUAGUAAGCUAAACUGCUGCCCCAAAAACAAAACUAUUCAACAAUUCAAGAUUGUUACUCUUAAUUCGAUAUCAGACCAAGUCAAGGUGUUAUGAGAGAUGUUUAGGCUAGAUCACGAUUAGCGAGUUUAGCUAAUCACGACGCUACCAUUCCAUUCGCAGUGAGGUAAAAUUGGCGCGCUCAACCCCUGGUGCCAAAUCAAGUACUUGGUGCUUUUGAACCAAUAAGAGCGCGCCUCGCAGACGCCCCAGCCAAUGGGAAGGGUGCUUGGUGCAUGGCUGUGUGAGUUUGAGAAGACCUCCCCAUGUGUGUGUUCAUUCAUGUUUAUUAUGACUGCUAAUCACAGCUAGGUUAAGUUUUGUAUAAUGUGGAAAUAGCUGGAGAAAAAAAAGGCUGGAUUUUUAUACAUAUGUAUAUGAAUAUAAUACUGUAUACAGCAUACGACAUGAACUAAGAAACGUCUUUCACUUCAGUACAAUAAAGAAGAGGGAAACAAUGCA